Ostertagia ostertagi is the source of this 906-nucleotide messenger RNA. Lineage: Eukaryota; Metazoa; Nematoda; Chromadorea; Rhabditida; Trichostrongylidae. The record is from the annotation of a GenBank genome assembly.
AUGGCGCCAUCCCGUUUCGAACUGCUCUGCAUAGUCCUCCUUGGACUAGGGCACAUGUGCAUAUUCAUAGGCUAUGAUGCACAGGGCAAUUCUAACAGUGGAGGAAUCCAGUCUAACCAGCACCAUUUGCAGACGUUCGUUGUCGAAUCCGUCCUGCACUCGGUGAACUCCCGUGAGCCAAAGCGAAUUGAUGCUCAUGCCGGUUACUAUGGGCAGGCGACCUGUUAUAUGGGGUACAUGCUGGCCUGUCUUAUAACACCAUCGCUGCUACCGCUGCUUUCGGCAAAAUGGUCACUUUUUCUCGGCUCCAUCAGUUGGACUAUCUAUCAUGCGGGAUUUUUCUACCUCAACAACUAUUUCUACUACUUUUCAAGCGCACUGAUGGGAAUCGGAUUUGCCUGUGAGUCUCAUUGUGCAUUGUUUUCUCAUAGAAGUACUGCUACAAUCUUCUAUACUGGCUAUACUGCUUACCUCACGUCACACUCCACUAGGAACACUAUCGAACAAAACUCGGCCAUCGCUUGGUCCAUAGGAAAUCUCUGCCUUCUCUUUGGCGGAGCAGUGCUAUUUGUCGUAUUUCACUUGAACGACCCCGUAACCCCAACGAUAAAUGGGAACUCAACGACAGCAGUGGACGAGUCUGUGAUUUCGCGUCAAUUCAAUGAUGAAGAUAUCUUCUGGAUGUAUGCCAGUUUUGCUGCAAUAGCAGCAUGUUCAAAUAUGAUAUUCUUCUUUAUUCCGGCACGAGAUAUAAAAGAGUGCAUCGAAGGAGGCCGCCCGCAGUCGACUCUACCAUUCGGAAAAGAAAUGCGUAAGUAUGAUCCCAUCACAACUCAGGGGAUGCUUUAUUUUAUCAUUUUUUCAUCGCAGACCGUGCGACACGCAUAUAUGCCGCACAUGGUGUGA